AUGUUUUUUUCCGGUCGUUCUGCCUUUGCAUUUUUGCCAUUAUUAUGCACACAUGUCAUUGCCGAUGAUGCCCUGGCACGAGCGAGGACUGCUCUAGAUGCUCUUCAGACAUGGUAUGAUCCUUCGACCGGACUUUGGACUACUCGACAAUGGUGGAAUUCAGCCAGCGCAAUGACAACGGUCGCAAAUCUUGCGACAGUUGAUCCAUCAGUGUUGGAGACUGCGCUCUAUGUAUUCAACACCACCUUCAACCUUGCACCAGCCUCCAAUCCACAUCCAGGUCCAGAAGUGAAGACCGUCUUCCAGCGAAGAGAUCUAUUCUCGAGAGCGGGAAAUUCGGGAAAUGCUUCGCGGUGGCUGGACUCGGCAUACGACGAUGAUGGAUGGUGGGCCCUGGCAUGGAUCGCUGCGUACGAUGUCACUGGAGAUGAUGACUAUAUAGAGGUGGCUGAGGGGAUCUUCGCAGCGCUGGCUGCCGCAUGGGGUACAAAGUGUGGAGACGGUGGUCUCCCAUGGAACCCCACGAGUACCUACGUGAAUGCUAUCACAAACGAGCUCUUCCUCUCAGUUGCUGCGCACCUGGCCAAUCGUGUGCCAUCCAAACGGAAGGAAUAUAUCGACUGGGCGCAGCGAGAAUGGGACUGGUUCUCUGCCCAGGGGUUCAUGGGUGAGAACCAUACCAUCAAUGACGGGCUCUUGGAUAAUUGUCAAAAUAAUGGGCAAACUGUGUGGUCUUACAACCAAGGGGUAGUGCUCGGCGGCCUUGUCGAAUUGAACAAGGCUGCACCGAACGACACUCUACUUGCAUCCGCUAAUACGAUCGCUCAAGCCGCCAUCAAAACCCUUGCCGAUUCCAACAUGGUUAUUCAUGAGCCAUGCGAGCCCAAUAAUUGUGCUCCAGAUGCAACACAGUUCAAGGGCAUCUUCAUCCGCAAUUUGCACAUGCUCCAGAGCGUGUCCCCUAACAUUAUUUAUAAGCAAGUCAUUGAUAGCUGUGCAAGAAGUAUUUGGGUCAAUGAUCGCAACUCACAGAAUCAACUGGGUGUUGUUUGGGCUGGGCCCUUCCAAGAUCCGGUGGAUAUGUCAACUCACAGCUCGGCGAUGGACGCAUUGGUUGCUGCAAUUGGUGGAUAA
Messenger RNA from Penicillium brasilianum, 1134 nucleotides. NCBI's taxonomy places the organism in Eukaryota, Fungi, Ascomycota, Eurotiomycetes, Eurotiales, Aspergillaceae. The record is from the annotation of a GenBank genome assembly.